Messenger RNA from Oryza brachyantha (malo sina), 2154 nucleotides. RefSeq names its product probable glycerol-3-phosphate dehydrogenase [NAD(+)] 3, cytosolic. Gene Ontology annotation, molecular function: NAD binding; glycerol-3-phosphate dehydrogenase [NAD(P)+] activity. Lineage: Eukaryota; Viridiplantae; Streptophyta; Magnoliopsida; Poales; Poaceae. Gene Ontology annotation, biological process: glycerol-3-phosphate catabolic process; carbohydrate metabolic process. Gene Ontology annotation, cellular component: cytosol; glycerol-3-phosphate dehydrogenase (FAD) complex. Bases 462 to 1841 code for a protein of 459 amino acids. The transcript has 5 exons. The record is from RefSeq and is a predicted model, not a curated record.
CGCCGCCCAUCCCUUUCCCGUCUCGCCUCUCCUCGCCUCGCCGCGGCCGCCAAAAUCCACCCGUUUUGACCGCGCCUUCCUCCUCCGCCGGCCCGGGGGCGUCAGCCUCGCCGCGCGCGCGCGGGGGGGUCGAGCUCCCGCGGUUUCUAGAAGAAUUCAUCCGUUUUUUUUUUUCGCCUGCUUGGCUCUGCUUGUUCACUCGACACCGACCGCUCCUCGGAGCGGAGAGGGGGGAAUUCAAACGGGUGGCGGCCGGGGUCCUCGCCCUCGCCGUGCCGACAGCGAGUGCCGCGCGCUGGACGCUGGUGCACUAUUUCUUGCGGCCCGCCCCCCCGCGAAUCGAUCCACACCCGCAUUUCGCCUCCCGCCCUUAGCAUCAUCACCGGUUCACCAAAGCCUCGAGCGUUUGUUGCUUGCUUGGCUAGUUUGAGCGUGUGAUUGUCUUCUCCUUGCGCGUGGCGAUGGUGGGCAGCUACGCGAACGGGCACCCGGCGGGACGGGGCGGGGUCGCCGCGGCGGAGGGGAAGCUGGACGAGCUGCGGCGGCUGCUGGGGAAGGCGGACGGCGACCUGCUCAAGAUCGUCGGGGUGGGCGCCGGGGCGUGGGGCAGCGUCUUCUGCGCGCUGCUUCAGGACGCGUACGGCCGCCACCGCGACAAGGCGCAGGUGCGCGUCUGGCGGAGGCCCGGGCGCGCCGUCGACCGCGCCACCGCCGAGCACCUCUUCGAGGUCAUCAACUCCCGGGAGGACGUCCUCCGCAGGCUCAUCCGCCGCUGCGCCUACCUCAAGUACGUCGAGGCCCGCCUCGGCGACCGCACGCUCUACGCCGACGAGAUCCUCCGCGACGGGUUCUGCCUCAACAUGAUCGACACGCCGCUCUGCCCCCUCAAGGUCGUCACCAACCUGCAGGAGGCGGUCUGGGACGCCGACAUAGUCAUCAACGGCCUGCCCUCCACUGAGACCAGGGAGGUGUUCGGGGAGAUCGGGAGGUACUGGAAGGAGAGGAUCAGGCCCCCGGUGAUCAUCUCGCUGGCCAAGGGGAUCGAGGCGUCGAUCGACCCCGUGCCUCGGAUCAUUACUCCAACACAGAUGAUCACCAAUGCUACUGGAGUUCCAUUGGAGAACAUUCUAUAUCUUGGAGGCCCUAACAUUGCAUCUGAGAUUUAUAACAAAGAAUAUGCAAAUGCUCGCAUAUGUGGAGCUGAAAAGUGGAGGAAACCUCUAGCUAAAUUUCUGAGGCAGCCUCAUUUCAUUGUAUGGGAUAAUAGUGAUCUGAUCACUCAUGAAGUAAUGGGUGGCUUAAAGAACAUAUAUGCCAUUGGUGCUGGCAUGGUGGCGGCACUAACCAAUGAGAGUGCAACCAGCAAAUCAGUAUACUUUUCACUUUGCACGUCUGAAAUGAUAUACAUAACACAUUUAUUGUCUGAAGACCCUGAGAAACUUGCCGGACCAUUAUUAGCCGAUACCUAUGUUACGCUGCUGAAAGGUCGUAACGCAUGGUAUGGACAGAAGCUAGCUAAGGGUGAACUUACUCUUGAAAUGGGGGAUAGCAUCAAGGGCAAAGGGACUAUACAGGGUGUCUCUGCAGUCCAUGCAUUUUAUGAGCUCUUGAGCCAGGGUAGCUUAAGUGUGACGCAUCCUGAAGUGAAGAAGCUUGUUGCUCCGGUUGAGCUGUGCCCAAUACUCAAAACACUUUAUAAAAUCCUAAUCAAGAGGGAUCUUGCUACUGAUUCCAUUCUCCAGGCAAUACGAGAUGAAUCAAUGUAUGAUCCACGGGAGAGAAUUGAGAUGUCUCAGCGCCAGUCUCUUUACCGGCCGUCUCUUCUUGGCCUACCUAAAUGAGAGAUAUUAUUACCCAGGAUUAGAUUCAUUCUUUUUUUUUUCUGCAGCUUUGUUGUAAGAUUCACAGUAUUCUUUGAUGCAUUCUUGCAUGAUGAUCCUCAAGAUCCUUCUAUCUGUGCCAAAGUGCAUCUCCUGUUUGAACACUGAUUCCAUUCUCCACUGGAGAAUUUGAUAAUGAGGUGUUUUUAGUUUCAUUACGGUGAGUUUCAAGUAGCUUCACGUGCUUGAUGCCCCAGUGCCCCACAAUCCCACGUGUAUAUACUGUACAACAAUUGGUGAUUCAAUUAUAUUUCUUUCUAUUCCAUUUGAAGCA